Messenger RNA from Hansenula anomala, 318 nucleotides. RefSeq names its product Dpi8p (gene DPI8). The transcript has a single exon. NCBI's taxonomy places the organism in Eukaryota, Fungi, Ascomycota, Saccharomycetes, Phaffomycetales, Wickerhamomycetaceae. The record is from RefSeq and is a predicted model, not a curated record. Bases 1 to 318 code for a protein of 105 amino acids.
AUGUUGGCAACAAAACAAUCAGCAACUAUAUUAGCUACAAGAAGAUAUUUCUCAUCAACUUUCAUUAAAGCAUUAAAAGAUUCUUCAAAAGCUUCAGCAACUUUAAUCAAUUUAUCAAGUCCAUCAUCAUCAUCAGUGGAAGGUGGUAAUUCAUUUAAAUCAUUUGCAGAAUAUAGAAAAUCUGCAAUUCAACAUGGUCCUUUGAAAAAAACUUUAAUUAAUGAUGUUGGGUUUAAACCAAUUUUAACAGAUUAUAAAGAUUAUGGUGUUAGUGAUAUUUUUGCUAAAACUGCUAGAUCAAAUGAUUAUCGUGAGUAA